Molecule: messenger RNA, 1869 nt
Organism: Mus caroli (Ryukyu mouse)
Lineage: Eukaryota; Metazoa; Chordata; Mammalia; Rodentia; Muridae
Source: RefSeq, a predicted model, not a curated record
GUCGGAGAGCGGGGACGCGGGGCGCGCUAGCGGGCGGGGGCGAGGUUCGGGCCGGUUGUGCCGUUGCGAGAUUGCAGCUGUAGUCGCUCCGGCCGGUCAAGAGUUAUACCCUGACUGUAAAUUGAAGAAGCCAGUGGUGCUGCUGGUGUUUUUCAGAGGCAGUUCAAGUUGAAUCAUUGAUUCUACUGAGGUGUAAACUCUUCCAAGAUGUCAAAAACAAACAAAUCCAAGUCUGGGUCUCGCUCUUCUCGCUCAAGAUCUGCAUCCAGAUCUCGGUCUCGUUCGUUUUCAAAGUCUCGGUCCCGAAGCCGAUCUGUCUCUCGUUCAAGGAAGCGCAGGCUGAGUUCUAGGUCUCGUUCCAGAUCAUAUUCUCCAGCUCAUAACAGAGAAAGGAAUCACCCCAGAGUGUAUCAGAAUCGAGAUUUCCGAGGUCACAACAGAGGCUACAGGAGGCCCUAUUACUUCCGUGGGCGAAACCGAGGCUUUUAUCCAUGGGGCCAGUAUAACCGAGGUGGCUAUGGAAAGAGUCCACCAGCAACUGGCUCUGCAUAUGGUUCAUCUCAGAAAGAGGAGAGUGCUGCUUUGGGAGGAGCAGCAUAUUCAAAAAGGUAUCUGGAGGAGCAGAAGACAGAGAAUGGGAAGGAUAAGGAGCAGAAACAAACAAAUGCUGAUAAGGAGAAGCUGAAGGAGAAAGGGGGAGACUUUUCCUCUGGGAAGUCUUCCUUUUCCAUUACCCGGGAGGCCCAAGUCAAUGUCCGGAUGGACUCCUUCGAUGAGGACCUUGCACGACCUAGUGGUUUAUUGGCUCAGGAACGAAAGCUCUGUCGGGAUCUAGUCCACAGCAACAAAAAGGAGCAGGAAUUCCGUUCCAUUUUCCAGCAGCAUCACUUUGGAUCCUCUGGAAUGACAUUGCAUGAACGCUUUACUAAAUACCUAAAGAGAGGAAAUGAACAGGAAGCAGCUAAAAAUAAGAAAAGUCCAGAGAUACACAGGAGGAUAGACAUUUCCCCCAGUACAUUCAGAAAGCAUGGUUUGACUCAUGAGGAAUUGAAAAGUCCACGGGAACCUGGCUACAAGGCUGAGGGAAAAUACAAAGAUGAUCCUGUUGAUCUUCGCCUUGAUAUUGAACGUCGUAAAAAACAUAAGGAGAGAGAUCUUAAGCGAGGUAAAUCAAGAGAGUCAGUGGAUUCCAGAGACUCUAGCCACUCAAGAGAAAGAUCAACUGAAAAGACAGAGAAAACCCACAAAGGAUCAAAGAAGCAGAAGAAGCACCGCAGAGCAAGAGACNGGUCCAGGUCCUCCUCCUCCUCCUCCCAGUCCUCCCAUUCCUACAAAGCAGAGGAGUACCCUGAGGAGGCAGAAGAGAGGGAGGAGAGCACCUCGGGUUUCGACAAAUCCAGAUUGGGGACCAAAGACUUCAUGGGUCCGAAUGAAAGAGGCGGCAGAGCUCGGGGAACCUUUCAAUUUCGUGCAAGAGGGAGAGGAUGGGGCAGAGGGAACUAUUCUGGUAACAAUAACAACAACAGCAACAAUGAUUUUCAAAAGAGAAGCCGGGAAGAAGAAUGGGAUCCAGAGUACACGCCCAAGAGCAAGAAGUAUUACUUGCAUGACGACCGGGAAGGCGAGGGCAGCGACAAGUGGAUGAGCAGAGGCCGCGGCCGAGGAGCCUUUCCUCGGGGGCGAGGCCGGUUCAUCCAUGUAUCCCGUGGAGUUGCUCCCAGCCUCCCCAUGCACCCUGCUCUGUCUAAUUUCUCCUGGGCUGGGCUUCCCAUUCUCCACCAGCAGCUCCAGUGUCCCAACCUUUGUAGUCCUGCUGGUCUUCAGCAAGAGGAGUGGAAACUGGAGGGCAGUUUCUGGACGGUUUUCUAA